Messenger RNA from Nycticebus coucang (slow loris), 2063 nucleotides. RefSeq names its product small ubiquitin like modifier 3 (gene SUMO3). Gene Ontology annotation, biological process: protein sumoylation. The transcript has 4 exons. Gene Ontology annotation, cellular component: nucleus. The coding region runs from base 175 to 537 and encodes 120 amino acids. NCBI's taxonomy places the organism in Eukaryota, Metazoa, Chordata, Mammalia, Primates, Lorisidae. Gene Ontology annotation, molecular function: ubiquitin-like protein ligase binding; protein tag activity. The record is from RefSeq and is a predicted model, not a curated record.
GCACGCGCUCCAGCCACGUGACCCCCCGACAGCCAACAGGCUCACUGGGAUUUGGGGGAUAAAGCGCGGCCCCGCGAGCAAUUGCGGCGGGAGAGCAGCGGGCCGAGAGCGUGACUCGGCCGCUCCGGCGCUGCUGCUCUUGCCCGCCGCGCACUGCGCGCUGCUCGCGCAGCCAUGUCUGAGGAGAAGCCCAAGGAGGGAGUGAAGACGGAGAAUGACCACAUCAACCUGAAGGUGGCGGGGCAGGACGGCUCCGUGGUGCAGUUCAAGAUCAAGAGACACACCCCUUUGAGCAAGCUGAUGAAGGCCUACUGCGAGAGGCAGGGCUUGUCAAUGAGACAGAUUAGAUUUAGGUUUGAUGGGCAACCGAUUAAUGAAACAGAUACUCCAGCACAGCUGGAGAUGGAGGAUGAAGACACCAUUGAUGUGUUCCAGCAGCAGACGGGAGGCUCGUGGGAGACCGGCUGCCUGCUGGGCGUGGCCUCUCGAGGGGCCGUCCUUCUGGUUGCCCCUCCUUAUCCUGCUGUUGAGUGGUGAACAUGCGACCGUGCCAGCCACAGAGGGGUCUGGAGAGGCUCAAGGCAUUCACCAAAAUGAUUUUCCCCUCUGAUAUACUUGGAGUGCAACUCAAAACUGUAUCCGCAGGGGUGGAUCUACAACUUAAAUUGGGUCAAUCAGAAUUGUUAUCUUUGUUCAAGAGAAAUGAGUUGCAAGUUUUUUGGAAUUUGUUAAUGUUUUUAUUUUCUUUUUCCCCCUCUUACAGCAUUUUUACCCCAGAUUGUGGCCUGAAUGUUUGCUUUUAGUCCACGGCAGGAUCUUGCCCCGGUUCAGGCUGCCCCUCACUGCCUGCUCUGGUCACACUGUGCUGGUUGUUUAUACCAGUGGGGAAGGGUCAGGUGUGGGGCCUGACAAAGGUGAGGAUGGAAGACCAGACUGUCAUUUGCUGUUUGUUGUAGGCACACGUUAUUAAAAUGCUAAAUACUGCAGAUUUAAACUUUGUCACCAUGUGGUAAAGUUGAAGGGAAGAUGCUGGACUCCUUUUUUUUUUUUUUUUUUUUGUAGAGACGGAGUCUCACUUUAUGGCCCUCGGUAGAGUGCCGUGGCCUCAGCUCACAGCAACCUCCAACUCCCGGGCUUAAGCGAUUCUCUUGCCUCAGCCUCCCGAGUAGCUGGGACUACAGGCACCCGCCACAACGCCCGGCUAUUUUUUGGUUGCAGUUUGGCCGGGGCCGGGUUUGAACCCGCCACCCUCGGUAUAUGGGGCCGGUGCCUUACCGACUGAGCCACAGGCGCCGCCCAGCUGGACUCCUUUUUAAAAAGUAAAAUAUAAGCAUCCUUUGGUAAUUUGGUCCCACGUGCUCCCAGCUCCUUGAGCAUGUCCCCUUGCUGUCCCAGGCCCCCACCCCAGUCCCCAUCAGUGCCUGACAGUUGGUACAUGGACAAGGAUUGGCACAGCAAAAAUUGGCUUUUUCUCUGUUCUGAAUAUAGAAGAAAACAAUCCACACAUCUCCUGUGGUGACGGUGUUGUGAUGUCCGGUUUCUUUUAAGUAUUUGCUUUUGCUGAGUAAUUAUGGUCUAUAUAUAAACAAGUCGGAUUAAGUAUUGCUGGAUUUUCAGUUACAUUGUGGUGUAAAAGAGCUACUUCAAAAUACGGUUUCAGACAAACCCACGGAAGAUGACUUCAUGCUCUGCGCUCUUCCCAUGCGUUUGUGCUGUGCUGCUUUCCAAGUGUGUGUUGAACGUGCGCAUUAUUGUGGCGAUUCCAGUUCUGUGGAACACUUGGGGAUCUACGCCAAUUAGAAACGUUUGUAGCUCUGCCUGUUGUUUUUCUGUAAGGAUUCACUGAUGCCUGGUGGCCACUCUGCCUUUUUUAUAGUCGCCUGAACAGCAACCCAUCAUCUCUUGCUUGCUUGAAAUCUUUAAGAAAGUGCUCUCAUUUCUUCUGUUUUGCUGUAUGGGCUUGGGUGGGGUGUUUGUUAGCGCUGUUGUGUUUAUUUACCAAUUUGUACAUUAUCUGUUGUCCUUUACUACUGUCAACAGUAAAUAUAGUUUGGUAUUCUGUC